AUGCUAUCUUUACUUGAAGUUAAAAGCAAAUUUGGUGCUGAAUUUCGUCGAUUUGAAUUAGAUAGAAAAAUUCCAAUAAAAUUUGAUGAUUUUUAUAAAUUAAUUGAAGAUUUACAUGGAUUACAAAAUAUUGCAUUUCAUAUAACUUAUCUAGAUAAAGAUGGAGAAUUACUUUCGAUUAAUAAUGAUACUAUUAUUGAACAUAUUUUACGAGUUUAUUCAGGUUUAUUAAGAAUAUUUGUACAACGAAAAGGUGAAUCGUAUCAAUAUUCAACUGAUUCAUUAAAAAAACGAAAGAAAAUAUCUGAUCAAAUAUCAUCAUUUAUUCAUCCAUCAUCAGAUAAAAAUACUCAUUCUCCUCAACGUAAUAUUGAAAUUCAACCAGAUUUUCGUCUUGUAUCAUCAAUAAUUGAUGUAGAAAAAUUACCUGUUACAUAUCGACGUGUUAGAUUACAUCGUUAUAAAGAAAGUAAACCACUUGGAUUUUAUAUACGUGAUGGUGUUGCAAUUAAAUAUGGUCCUAAUGGUGUUGAAAAUGUACCCGGUGUUUUUAUAUCACGUCUAUUAGCUGGUGGUUUAGCUGAAUCAACUGGUUUAUUAUCCGUUGGUGAUGAAAUAAUUGAAGUUAAUGGAAUUGAAGUUAGUGGAAAAACAUUAGAUCAAGUAACGGAUAUGAUGGUAGCAAAUAGUCAUAAUUUAAUUAUAACUGUUCGACCACAAAAUGAUACAUUUAAUUUACAACGUACAGCAUCAUCAUUAUCAACAAGAAAUACACAUAAUAUAAGUAAUAGUACAAAUCAAAAUGGCGGCUUAAGUGAUGAUGAUGACGAUUUAUAUCGUUUACAUGAUACUCAUAUUGAUGCUCAUCUACCAAAAACACCAUCCGUGUUAAAAUUGUGA
Messenger RNA from Adineta steineri, 900 nucleotides. The record is from the annotation of a GenBank genome assembly. NCBI's taxonomy places the organism in Eukaryota, Metazoa, Rotifera, Eurotatoria, Adinetida, Adinetidae.